Spea bombifrons (plains spadefoot toad) is the source of this 8111-nucleotide messenger RNA. RefSeq names its product piezo type mechanosensitive ion channel component 1 (gene PIEZO1). The transcript is spliced from 51 exons. NCBI's taxonomy places the organism in Eukaryota, Metazoa, Chordata, Amphibia, Anura, Pelobatidae. The record is from RefSeq and is a predicted model, not a curated record. The coding region runs from base 385 to 7842 and encodes 2485 amino acids.
GUGCGCGGCAUGCGGAGUAGGACACGGGACGUGUUAGUGUUGGGCAGCCCCGGGAGCGUCUAACUACAGCAGCUCAUCACACCUACUCUGCCCACCAAUUGCCGCGGUGGAUUCUUUUAGUUAUUGAGCCGGAGCCGGACUGCAGGAGGUGGAUCUACCCUGACCGGGGUGUCACAGGGAUGACUCGUGUGCCGAACUAACGCUCCCUCAAUGGGAAAAGCUCUCUCACAAACUUCUCAGAGCUCCAGCUGCUGGGUGAGGACUGGACCCUAAGUCUGCCAGGGAUGGAUGCGUUCUGACAGAGACUCCCUUACCAGCUGAUUGCACGGCCUCAUGUGGGGGUCCUCAUUCCCCACCCACUGACACUUCGUAUGAAACUUGGCAAUGGAGCUCCAGGUCCUGUGUGGAGCACUUUUUUGGGUCUUGCUUCCUCUAUCCCUCUUGGCAGCAUGCGUCUUCCGAUACAACCUCCUUUCCUUGAUCUACUUGCUGUUUCUGCUGCUGCUACCAUGGUUUGUAGGACCCACAGCUCAGAGCAUGAGAGGUCACACGGGGCGUCUGAUGAAGGCUCUGCUCGCCAUCAGCAUACUCUUCCUCUCCGGCCAGCUCGUCUUCCAGCUGUGUCUGUAUACCGUGCCCGGGCUCGAUGACAUGCUGGGGCAUAACUGCACUACCUGGGAGAUUCUCGCUCAUCAUGUGGGGGUCACAAGGCUGGACUUCUACGAUAUCCCAAACACAGUGAGGAUGCUGUCCCCGGAUUUCGGCAUGUUCUUGGUUUCAGCAAUAUGUCUAGGCCUGUGUAACCGCUUGGUGAAACGAGAAAACCAGCUCCAGAAGUCGCGCAUGUCCACACUACUCUUGGAGCAGCUGGAAGAGGAGGGGGCAGAGAGCGGACAGCAGGAAAGCCGGGAAGAUGCCGAUGAAGAGGAGGAUAGCCAGACAACGCCAUACGACGAGGCUCUGGCCGUACGGAUCAAAGAGGCAGCGCACAGACUCCUGGAGGCCGUGGGGAAGUCUUUAGCCAUCCUGCUAUUAGCUCUCGCAGGUAUUACUGUCCCCUCUGCGUUCUCGGCUGCCUACUACCUGGUCUUUAUUGGGCUGUGCACGUGGUGGGCAUGUCACUUUCCCAUGAGCCACCUGGGCUUCCAUACGCUCUGUGUCAUGAUCGGAUUUUUUGCCGGAGGUCACACGAUCUGCCUUUAUAUUUACCAGACCGCUUUCAUCCAGCAAAUAUUUCCUCCUGAGCACCUGUGGGCCAGGUUAUUUGGUCUGAAUGACAUAAUUAUUCACCACAACUGCACAGGCACCAUUGAUGACCUCACUCUGAAUCAAAGCUUUGAUUGGCCGGUCUAUGUGAAUCCCGGGAUCCUGCUUAUGCUUUACUAUUGUGUCAUAUCGCUGCUGAAGCUGAGGACCUCCAAAAAAAGACUGCAAAGAUGUGGCCCCUAUAAGUCAGAGCGUGAAACAAUGGAGUUGGCAGAGAUGGAGCGAUACAAUAUGGGCGAGGAGACCAAGCCUAUGUUGCCAAAGACUGACGCAGCGGCAGAAAGGGAUCAGCAGGACUGCACCGUCCACGACCUCCAGCCUCCCUCUCGCCAGCAUCGAGAUGACGCUCAUGAGAACAGCAAGGACCCGUCCCCGCUUCACCUGCUGAGUAACGUCAUCCUGAGCCAGAGCUACGUGUGCGCGCUCAUUGCUAUGAUGGUAUGGAGUAUCACAUACCACAGCUGGCUGACCUUUGUACUGUUGCUCUGGGCUUGCCUCAUCUGGAUGGUGCGCAGCAGACGUCAGUGUGCAAUGAUCUGCUCGCCCUUCAUUCUCCUCUACGGUGUAACGCUCUGCAGCCUGCAGUACGUCUGGAGCAUGGACCUGAAGGCUGAACUUCCCACCCAAAUCGGCUUCAUGAGGCUGUCCCAGCUGGGUCUGGUGCGAGCGCAAUAUCCCUGUCUCAAUCUGGGAGCCAUGCUUCUCCUCACCUUGACAUUUUGGCUGCUGCUUCGUCAGUUUGUAUCAGAAAAGCUUCUGAAGCGUCGAAGGGUGUCCUCUGCCCUGAUGGAAGUGACGGUGCCGAGUGCAGGUCAAACGCCGAAGAAGAACCUGCUAAAAUGCCUGGGGGAGCAGGUGAUGAGCUUCUAUGCCAAAUACUGGAUCUACGUGUGUGGUGGGAUGUUCAUAGUGGUCAGCUUUGCUGGACGGCUUGUGGUAUAUAAGAUUGUCUACAUGUUCCUCUUUCUCCUGUGCCUUGUGUUCUUCCAGUUGUAUUAUUCACUGUGGAGGAAGCUGCUGACCUUUUUCUGGUGGCUCGUGGUGGCAUACACAAUGCUGGUCCUCAUUGCCAUUUACACUUACCAGUUUGAAGAGUUCCCCAUGUACUGGAAGAACCUGACAGAGCUUUCCGAUGAACAGUUAGGUGCUAUAGGUCUUGAACAGUUCAGUGUGUCUGAGCUUUUCACCAGUAUCCUGAUCCCAGGAUUCUUCCUCUUGGCAUGUAUCCUUCAACUACAUUACUUUCACCGGCCCUUCAUGCGCAUCACAGACCUGACAAGAGCCUCAUCCUCUGAAAGCAAAAUUUACCAUGGCUUCGAAAAGCCAAUCGAGGAGGAAGACGCAGCUGUCAUGCCCAGUGAAGAGGGUGCUGGGGAAGAGUGUCCAGAAGAAGGCUCCACGCAGGAAGCUCCUCUGAGUAAAUGGGAUUUGGUCACCCAGCGCCUCACCGUCUUGUUUUACAAAUUCUCCGAGCUGCUGCACAAGGUCCAGGUGUUCCUCUGGAGGAUUCUCGAACUCCAUGUACUGAAAUUGGUGGCUGUUUACAGUGUGUGGGUGUCUCUUCAGGAGAUCUCCGUGAUGAAUUUUCUGUUUGUGAUACUCUGGGCUUUUGCCCUUCCAUUUUCCCGAUUCCAGCACAUGGCUUCUUGUCUCUGCACUAUCUGGAGCUCCGUCAUCAUUGUCUGUAAGAUGUUGUACCAGCUAACGAUUGUUAACCCACAGGAGUACUCCAACAACUGCACACUGCCUCUCCCGAAUGCCACCAAUCUGCUGGAGGAAGAGGUCCUGAAUUCCUCCCUGUAUCGGGAACCGAUUGAUCCCGCCAACUGGUUCGGAAUACGCAAAAGUCAGCAAAACCUGGGAUACAUCCAGAAUCAUCUUCAAAUUCUCCUGCUGUUGGUGUUUGAGGCCAUAGUAUAUCGUCACCAGACAUUUUACCGGAAACGUUACCAGCUGGAGGUGCCUCGCCUACAGGCGGUGUUUCCAGAUGUAUACAGAGACCAUCUGGACCAGGGACUCCUGAGCUGUAUUAAAUACUUUAUCAACUAUUUCUUCUAUAAGUUUGGUUUGGAGAUCUGUUUCCUGAUGACGGUGAACGUGAUUGGCCAGAGAAUGAAUUUUAUGGUGAUCCUCCAUGGCUGUUGGCUGAUUGUGAUCCUUACUCGGCGGAACAGAGUCAACAUUGCUAAAGUAUGGCCAAAGUACUGCGUGUUCCUGGUUUUCUUCCUGUUGUGGCAGUACCUGCUGUGUCUGGGUAUGCCACCAGUCCUUUGCAUUGAAUAUCCCUGGAGAUGGGAUAAGUUUGUUCCUGUUAACUCUGCUCUAAUAAAGUGGAUGUAUCUCCCUGACUUCUACUCCCCACCUAAAGCGAUCAACCUGAUCAGUGACUUUUUGCUGCUGCUCUGUGUGUCUCAGCAGUGGAAAGUCUUUGUUAAUGAGAAGAAGGAGGAGUGGUACACCAUUGCUGGAGAGAACAUGGAAGUAUUGGAGCUGCCCAAGGACAGGCCCAACCCUGUGCCCAACUUCAUCAACUGUAGAUCAUACCUGGACAUGCUAAAAGUUGUGGUUUUCCGUUACCUCUUCUGGUUUGUUCUGGCUGUGGUCUUUGUCACGGGUGCCACCCGGAUAAGUGUUUUCGGUCUCGGAUACCUGAUGGCUUGCUUCUACCUUCUGCUUUUUGGCACGGCGCUCCUGCGGAAGCCAGUGAAAGCAAGGCUUGUUCUGUGGGACUGCCUGAUCCUCUACAACAUCACUGUCAUAUUGUCCAAGAACAUGCUGUCGCUUUUGUCCUGUGUGUUCGUUCAACAAAUGCAGACUAGUUUUUGUUGGGUCAUUCAAGUAUUCAGCCUGGUCUGCACCGUCAAAGGAUACUACAAUCCCAGAGAUAUUGCUAUGGACCGUGACUGUUCCCUGCCUGUGGAGGAGGCUGGUAUCAUCUGGGACAGUAUCUGCUUCUUCUUUCUCCUCCUGCAGAGAAGAGUCUUCCUCAGUUCAUACUUCCAGCAUGUUAUGUGUGACCUCCGUGCCAGCUCUCUGCAGGCCUCCAGAGGUUUUGAGCUGUACAUGGCCAGCAUCCGGAAGAACAUGCAUUCCCACCAGGAGACAGAGAGAAAAUCUCUUAAAAAUCUGAAGAAACAAAUGGAGAGGAUACGAGCAAAGCAGGAGAAGUACCACCAGGGCAGGAGGCAGAGUGAAACUGACCAGGACAAAUCUGGUGAGUCAAGAGGUCGGAAAGGACAGAAAAGAAAGAUCCACUGGAGCCGUCCCUGGUUAGACCACGCAUCAGUACUGCACUCGGGAGACUACUACCUGUUUGAAUCUGACAGCGAGGAGGAAGAUGAGCUGGUUCAGGAAGAUCAGAAGCCACCCAAGCAGAGUGCUUUCCAGCUGGCUUACCAGGCCUGGGUCACGAAUGCCAAAUCCGCCUUGAAGGAGAGAAAACAUCAGCAGAAGAUGGAGGCUGCAGUUGGGGAGCCUGGAACGGAAGGAAAGAAAGAUGGUGAGCAGGUCACACAGGAGUCUCCGGCAGAGAUGGACGCUGAGGAUGUGGUUAUGGAGGAGAAACAUGGUGGCAGCAAUGUCAUGCAGCGCAUACUUGAUGUCCUAAAGUUCAUCUGGGUUCUGCUGCUUGCCAUGUUGGAUGGACUAAUAGACUGGUUGGCUUCUCUUACCAAGCAGUAUGUGGAUAUGUCCACGGUGCUGUGGGUAGAGCGGUAUAUACUGACACAGAAGCUGUCUAAGGGGGAACAAGUGACCCGGAGGGUUCUCGAUUCGUUCUCUGAGACCGGGCCGGACCGGAAGACCCCUGGCUCCUCUAGUUUACUCACAGUGCCUACUUUAGACAAGGGAGUAGAGUCCCAAAACAGCAGUGGCUGUGAGGAAGAAGAGGUCCUUAGCAGCACGGCAGACUGCACAGAUAUCACCACUCCGCUUACAACGGGGUACAACACCAUUAACAACAGCCUGGAGCAGGUGUCUGGGGCCGGGGGCUGGGAAGACCCCAUGUCCAUAGAGGAAUCGCAGGAAAUCGAGCCAACGAAACGCUGCCGAACCGCCAGUGAACUGCUGAUUUAUAGGCCCCUCAGUUUCCUGGAGCUGUCCGAGUCCCAGCAGUUCUUCCAGUCUCAGAACAGGCUUCUGAAACUGCUCUUGGCGCUCUAUCACUUUGUGGCUUGUCAUUCUGAGCUGCUCUGUUACUUUAUCAUCAUCCUCAACAACAUGGUGAGCGCUUCACUGAUCUCUCUCUUCCUGCCCAUCCUCAUCUUCCUGUGGGCAAUGCUGUCAGUCCACCGACCCAGCAAGCGCUUCUGGAUGACGGCCAUUAUCUUCACCGAGAUCAUGGUGGUGGUUAAAUACCUCUUCCAGUUUGGUUUUUUCCCAUGGAACAGCUACACGGUGCUGGUGCGUAAUGAGGGAAAGCCGUUUUUCCCCCCACGCAUUCUCGGACUUGAGAAGAGCGACUCGUAUGUGAAGUAUGACCUCGUACAACUACUGACGCUCUUCUUUCAUCGGUCCCUGCUCAUGAGCUAUGGCCUGUGGGAUCGGAGGGACAUGAAUCCUGGAGAGAAACCUCUCAUUAAGGAAUGUGAACCGGAAAUCCAAGCGUCAGAGGAUCCAGAGCCCGCAGGAAGCAGCAACUCCACCUUGCGCCGGCGCAAGAGAGGGGAGUCCCAGGGCAGCGAGGCUGACAAAGAUUUGGCAAAGGAGAAGCCACGAGAGGCAGACAAGAAGAAGAAGUUACCAGCUGCCGUCAGAGUCAAGAUGAUGGGGGUUAAAGUGAAAAAUGUCUUUCUUUGCACUCUGCAGGGAGUAUACCAGCCCAUCAGAGCUUUCUUUCAUGACAUUCUGCACACCCCGUACCGAGCUGCCACCGAUGUCUAUGCUUUGAUGUUCCUGGCGGAUGUGGUUGACUUUGUGAUCAUAGUCUUUGGAUUUUGGGCGUUCGGAAAAUACUCGGCGGCUGCGGACAUCACCUCAUCGCUCUCGGAUGACCAGGUCCCUGAAGCUUUCCUGGUCAUGCUUCUCAUCCAGUUCUCCACUAUGGUGAUAGACCGAGCGCUCUACCUGCGAAAGACCGUUCUCGGAAAACUCAUCUUCCAGGUUAUUCUGGUGAUCGGCAUUCACGUCUGGAUGUUCUUCAUUCUACCGGCCGUCACGGAGAGGAUGUUCAGCCAGAACACGGUGGCUCAGCUGUGGUAUUUUGUGAAGUGCAUCUACUUUGCCCUUUCUGCGUACCAGAUCCGCUGCGGGUACCCAACUCGGAUCCUUGGAAACUUCCUGACAAAGAAAUACAACCACGUCAAUCUCUUCCUCUUCCAGGGGUUCCGUCUGGUGCCCUUCCUGGUGGAGCUGCGAGCUGUCAUGGACUGGGUAUGGACAGACACAACGCUCUCCCUCUCCAACUGGAUGUGUGUGGAGGACAUUUACGCCAAUAUCUUUAUCAUCAAAUGCAGCCGUGAGACCGAAAAGAAAUACCCCCAACCUAAAGGACAGAAGAAGAAGAAGAUGGUGAAAUAUGGCAUGGGUGGUCUGAUAAUCCUCUUCCUCAUCUGCAUCAUCUGGUUCCCCCUUCUUUUUAUGUCCUUGGUGCGUUCUGUGGUAGGGGUGGUCAACCACCCUAUUGAUGUUACGAUCACCUUAAAACUUGGGGGUUACGAGCCCCUCUUCACCAUGAGUGCCCAGCAGCAGUCCAUCCAGCAGUUCACCCCGCAGGAAUACGAAGCCCUCACCUACCAAUUUGAGAGACAGCCGAUAGCCAUGCAGUUCAUUUCCUUGUACAGCUUUGAGGACAUCGUGACGGCUCGAAUUGAAGGGAGCUCAGGUUCCCUGUGGGGAAUCAGCCCUCCAAGCCGCGAACAGAUGCGACGGGAACUCCAAAACGGAACAUCCGAUAUAACUCUGCGAUUCACCUGGAAUUUCCAAAGAGAUCUAGCAAAAGGGGGGACCGUUGAGCACACGUUUGAAAAACAUACCAAGGACCUGGAGCCCGGAAGCCUUGUGCGGAAGGAGUUGGCAGAUCUCUUGCUUGGGGAACGAGACACGCCAGUCUCUGUGCCGCACUUGUUUCCAAAAUAUAUCCGAGCCCCCAAUGGUCCGGAAGCCAAUCCAGUGAAGCAGCUGCAGCCAGAUGAGGAAGAGAACUACCUGGACGUGGAGGUUCAGUUAAACCGGAAAAGGAUUGGGUCGGGGAACAGCAGUAGUAGUUUUGUGGAGUGGUGGGUGAUCAAGCUGGCAGACUGUGAGAAUGAAGAAUGCAACAUUCUGCCCAUGGUCAUCUUCAACGACAAGGUCAGCCCUCCCAGCCUGGGCUUCCUCGCCGGAUACGGGAUUAUGGGUCUAUACGUUUCAAUUGUUCUGGUCAUUGGGAAGUUUGUGCGAGGUUUCUUCAGUGAGAUAUCUCACUCUAUCAUGUUUGAGGAAUUGCCUUGCGUGGAUCGGAUACUCAAGCUGUGCCAGGAUAUUUACGUGGUGCGAGAACGCGGAGAGCUGGAGCUGGAGGAAGAGCUGUACGCCAAACUUAUCUUCCUGUACCGCUCACCGGAAACCAUGAUCAAAUGGACAAUAGAGAAGGACUGAGGAUGGCAAACUUCCCAUAUGCAAAGAGAGGACUCCUGUACUUAAACUUUAUACGCUGGAGCCACCUGAACUCAAGGAAGUCUUGAUCCAAACAGGUGAUAUGGGCCACGUCUCUAAUACUACAAAUAUUUAUAUGCUAAGUUUGUAUUCAGCAGAACGGAGGCACACUACUGAUCCGAUGUGAAGAAAGGCCUGGACAGGAUUUAUAUAGCCCUGUGCGAUUGCCCUCUACUGGCAAGUAAAGGUCCAGCUUAAAGGACAGGACUCUU